CUUGUACCUACAAUGCUUUUUUGUCUGUAUCCAUUUUUUACUACAAGAAAUGACAACAAGAUUUCAUCAAAAUGUGGACAUCUUGUUGGUGUUAAGUUCUCAUUGGUCCAAGUCUCCUUUUUCCGGGAGAUGUAUCAUCACUUUUCUACACCAACUUUUGUAUCAUAGUUUGCAAAUUUUGUCAGCUGGGCUUAUUCUUUUUUGGCAAAUUUGAAGCUGCCAAUCCUCUUUACAUAGCAACUACUUAUUACUUUUGCCGAUGAAGAUGAACAAUGAUCGAUCAUCCAGCGGUUUGCAGAGUUUGCGUUACAAACUUUGCUUCUUAUCACAGAAAGGUCUCAUGCAGCCUCAGUUAUUGCAAAUGUUGGAAGGAGAAGGAGCCAGAGAUGUGAAUAACCUGCAGGGUUUUGCAGAUUAUGAGCAGCUUGAUUCGGAGAAGAAUGGCCACAGUUUUGAGUCAAGAGACAUUCUACAGUCAGUUGUUCAAUCUUGCUCCUGCUGUGAUCUUGUUCAAGAAUGCAAGCCUCAGAUGUUGAGAAAUCUUCGUGAUAUGAAUUAUCACCAAAAUAACAUUGUUAUGGAAAAUUAUUACUAUAGUUACAGCAAGCCUCAGCAUUCAUUUGGGAGUAAAUUGAUUGCUUCAGAAAAUGAGGCGGCGAAGCACAAAACACGCAUUAGAUGGACUGAGGAUCUUCACAAGAAAUUUAUUGAGUGUGUGGAUCGCCUAGGUGGCGCCAAAAAGGCCACGCCAAAGGGAAUCCUCAAACUAAUGAAAUGUGAUGGAUUGACAAUUUUCCAUAUUAAAAGCCAUUUGCAGAAAUACCGCGUUUCUGAACUAAUGCCUGAAGAAAAAGAAGGGAAUUCGGAGCAAGUCGACUCAAAAACGGGGAUGCAGAUUGUGGAAGCUCUAAGACUACAGAUAGAUGUUCAGCGACAACUGUAUGAACAAUUAGAGAGCCAGAAGAAGUUGCAGAUGAGGAUUGAAGAACAAGCCAAGCAGCUUCAGACAAUGCUCCAAUGUCAGUUGAAUACCAAAAAUUAGAUUUAUGUAUUCAUGAAUAACGUAGUUAGCUUAGCUAGCUAGCUUUUUUGUAGUACGUUCAUAUAAUUUUUUUCUCAAAUAACUUCUGACAUUUUCAAAGGAUAAUCUUUUUUUUU
Salvia miltiorrhiza (redroot sage) is the source of this 1158-nucleotide messenger RNA. RefSeq names its product myb family transcription factor PHL5-like. Bases 260 to 1042 code for a protein of 260 amino acids. Gene Ontology annotation, molecular function: DNA binding; DNA-binding transcription factor activity. The transcript is spliced from 8 exons. The record is from RefSeq and is a predicted model, not a curated record. NCBI's taxonomy places the organism in Eukaryota, Viridiplantae, Streptophyta, Magnoliopsida, Lamiales, Lamiaceae.